AUGCCGAAGAAGAAAAGAGGGAGAAGAUCGGCGGCAAGAGAAGAGUGGGGGAAGAGGGAGAAGACCGGCGGCGGUAGCGACGGCAAGGAACAAGAGGAAAGGAGAACCCAACAAAGAAAACGGGUGGCCAAGGGAAAGAGUCAGCGGCUGCUAGAGAAGGGAAGGCUAGAGCAGGAAGUUGACGGCGGAGAAGAACGGCUCAAGAAGAAGAAGGCGGCAGCGGCAAAGGAGAAAUAAUACGGCCGUCCGGAAGAAAAGAAAGGAGGAGAGUUUUCAAAAAAGAGGAAGAGAAGGUGAACGGCCAAGAAAGAAGAUUUUUUUUUUUUGUAGGGAAGAGGUUUUUGUUUGAUAUUGUUGACGGUGGCGGCGUCGACGGGAAAGGAGAAAGAAG
Oldenlandia corymbosa var. corymbosa is the source of this 391-nucleotide messenger RNA. NCBI's taxonomy places the organism in Eukaryota, Viridiplantae, Streptophyta, Magnoliopsida, Gentianales, Rubiaceae. The record is from the annotation of a GenBank genome assembly.